AUGUCGAACACAUUCGAGAACAACAAGGUCUAUCCAAGCGGGCACGUUCCCAAGCACGUCGUGCAUUUGUCCAUUUGUGACGUGUACUCUCCAAAAUCAUGGGUGACCCAAGCCCUUUUCUGGCCCAUGCCAAAACACGCGACGUUUGGCCAAUGUUAUGACAUUCUCCGUCAAGGACUGAGCCGCACCCUUGCUGAGGUUCCUGCACUUGCUGGCACUACUGCCCGAACAUCCAGCAACCCCAGAGACAUUAUCGUCGACAUUGAUGAAGAUGCGCAUGUGGAAUUCGCUCGAGAAGACCUGUCGUCGUGGGAGGAGAUACCCAGCUACGAAACACUCAAAGCUGCCGGUUUCCCAAUGGCGGGCCUGGUCGAACCUUUCUCGAAGCCGGAGACACUGACAUCGAUUACCGAGGGCUCUCGCAUGUUCACAGCCAAACUAAAUCUGCUCAAGGGAGGAAUGGCCUUGUCAUUCGGAUUCAAUCAUCUCCUUGCGGAUGCAUCAACCGUUGCAGAAAUCGAGCGAAUCUGGUCGCAACAUACCGCAGAUGUCAGCUGUGGCGAGAAACGAAGUCACAGGCACAAGGUGGAGGACGAGGCCAUUCGUGCGCGACUUUCAGCUCCUGUAGCUGGCUCGGGAGAUUUUGUGGAUGCUGGAUGGAAGGUCUUUCCCACUUCCGACUCCCAGCUCAAUCUUCCGCCCGCUCCAGCUGCUACUAAGGAGCGUCGAACCACCUUCGUUGAAGCGACUAUUAAAGCGGCCCGAGACUCCCAGAAAGAUAACGAUGAUGCCGACAGGGCACACUGGGCGCUUUGGAGCUUUAGCACCGAAAGUCUUGCGAAGCUCAAGAAGGAUGCAGCGGGACCAGAUCCGACGAAAUGGAUCUCGACGAUGAAUGCCUUAAUCGGUCUUUUCUGGUCACGGCUCUCAUACGUGAAGCAAGCUAGCAAAGCUGGCCACGAGGAGUCCACGCUCCUUUUCCCGAUAAACAUUCGGAAACGGCUCCAGCCCUCGAUUGACGCAAAGUAUAUUGGCAACGCAGUCGAUAUCAUCAAUACGAGUCAUCCGCUGCGAGAACUUGAGGCACCAGACACAGGUCUUGCGAGCGCGGCGCGUUGCGUAAGGGAAGCUGUAUCUGGCUGGCAGCAAUCUAAAUGGGCCUCGUGGCUUACUAUGGCGGCAGGUCUGCCAGAUGACCAAGCGAUAUGCCCAAAUCCGUUAUGCCUGCUCGUGCCCCACAAUCUAGGCUUCAACGACUACUCAAGCUCACAGUCGAACACGCUGGACUGGGGUACUACCCUUGGCCGCAUUGAGCGGACUCGCUAUAUGAAGCCUGCAACCAGUCUGACGAAAUGCGCUAAUGCUGUGAUCGUGCAUCCACGCCUUCAUGACGGAGGACUGGAGGUUGCAACGACGUCUACGCGGUCACUCAAAGACACUCUGGAGAAGGAUGAGGUGUUCUCAAAGUACGCAACACUCGUGUGCUUUUACUCUUGAGCGUUCACUGAAACUUUCGGCGCUUUUAUUUCGGACUAAGAAUUUGUCUCUAGGUUACAAUAUGAAACUGAAUGUUUAAAAUGCU
Pseudocercospora fijiensis CIRAD86 is the source of this 1582-nucleotide messenger RNA. RefSeq lists its product as uncharacterized. The coding region runs from base 1 to 1497 and encodes 498 amino acids. The record is from RefSeq and is a predicted model, not a curated record. NCBI's taxonomy places the organism in Eukaryota, Fungi, Ascomycota, Dothideomycetes, Mycosphaerellales, Mycosphaerellaceae. The transcript has 2 exons.